Messenger RNA from Mercurialis annua (annual mercury), 479 nucleotides. RefSeq names its product defensin-like protein 19. The transcript is spliced from 2 exons. Lineage: Eukaryota; Viridiplantae; Streptophyta; Magnoliopsida; Malpighiales; Euphorbiaceae. Bases 90 to 329 code for a protein of 79 amino acids. Gene Ontology annotation, biological process: defense response. The record is from RefSeq and is a predicted model, not a curated record.
GAGUAUAUUGUAUUCUAGAACUAAAAAAUUAUAUAUUUUCUUCUAUAAAUUCGAUAGCUUGCGGCACCAAAUACAACAAGGGAAAGGAAAUGGCUAAGCUACAAAAUUCCAUCCUAUUAUACCUCUUUAUCUUCUUGUUUCUGAUUGUAUCCACGGAGAUGCAAGGCACAAAUGCAGAAGUUUGCGAAAGGCGAAGCAAAACAUGGACAGGGUUUUGUGGAAGCUCAAGUAGCUGUAAUCGUCAGUGCAAGAGUAGGGAGGGCGCUUUAAGCGGAGCUUGCCAUGCACAAUUCCCAGGAUUUGCAUGCUUCUGUUACUUCAAAUGCUAGAGGAGCACUCACCAACCACCUUAUGCUUUCAAUAUCCAAACUCUGUAAUAUCUACUAAAUAAGCCAUCAAUGGCAUUUAACAUGUUGGCAUCAUAAUAUCAUAAAUGUUUCACUUCUAUGUUAUCCGUGCAAAUAUAUUACUAUUCAAAA